ACAAAACUGUAAACAUUCCAAUGGCAUUGCAUAAGCACAUCACAAAUAUUAAACUAGUAAUUUAAAUAAUUUUUUCAUCAAAUUAAAAUUAAGAAAAUCAGCUACUACAAACGUGUGACAUCUAAUAAAAAUGUGGAUAGACUACAAUUGAAUAACUUAAAACUUUUAAAUGAUAAAAGGAAAUUUCGGUCAUAUAGUAUCAUAUAACUGUUAAUAAAAUAAUUUCAGUUAAAACUAUGUGUGACAUUGUAGUGUUGGGUAUUCUUAUCUCAAAAACGAACUGGAAAUGAGCGCAAAUUGUAGUUGUACGCUUAUAAAAAGUUGCAACAACAUAAUAGUGGAUACUAUGACACCAUGGGACUCAGAUAAAAUUGUUUCUGCUCUAAGUAAAGAAGAACUCUCUGUUGAAGAUAUAAAUUAUGUCAUAUCCACACACGGACAUUCAGAUCAUACAGGCAAUAAUAAUCUUUUCCUAAAAGCAAAACAUAUUGUUGGUUUUAGUGUAUCAUAUAAAGACAAUUAUUACUUACAUCCUUUUCAGGAAGGUGAAGAGUUUAUAAUAAAUGAUAAUGUGAAAGUAGUUCCAACUCCAGGACAUACACUUUCAGAUGUCACAGUUCUGGUAAUAAAUAGUGGAAAUGAAACUGUUGCUAUUACAGGUGAUUUAUUUGAAAAACUUGAGGAUAUAGAAAAUCCAAGUGUUUGGCUUGAUGCAGGUAGUGAAGAUCAUAUUCAGCAAAGAAAAAAUAGAUCAAAAAUAGCUCAAUUAGCAGAUUGGAUUGUGCCAGGACAUGGACCAAAGUUUAAAGUUACAGAUAAAAUUAGGGAGUCCUUAUUACAACAAAUUAUUAAGGAUCAGCCUUAAUAUUAUUUAUGAAAAUUACAUUUCCAUAAUGUAUUUCAUUG
Messenger RNA from Nymphalis io (European peacock), 906 nucleotides. Its product is annotated as metallo-beta-lactamase domain-containing protein 1. The coding region runs from base 287 to 865 and encodes 192 amino acids. The transcript is spliced from 4 exons. The record is from RefSeq and is a predicted model, not a curated record. NCBI's taxonomy places the organism in Eukaryota, Metazoa, Arthropoda, Insecta, Lepidoptera, Nymphalidae.